AUGAUAUGACAAAUGUCAGUGGAUUGACAGGUGACAGUCCAUUGAUAAUUUUCAGAUAGUCUUGCUAGAAUCAAUUUUUAUCGGAAAAUAUGACUGAACUGUUAAUCGAUCCAAAGAUUCGCGUAUGGGUCUUUCUACCUAUAGUCGUUAUUACGUUUCUAGUAGGAAUUAUAAGACACUAUGUCUCAAUUCUGAUCUCAUCCCAGAAGAAAGUCGAAUUGACUCAAAUACAGGACAGUCAAGCUAUGAUUCGCGCACGACUACUUCGUGAAAAUGGAAAGUACCUUACCGCACAUUCCUUCGCAAUGCGACGACACUACUUCAACAACGAGGAGACGGGUUACUUCAAAACCCAGACCAGGCCGCCUGUGAGUCCCAAUUCCACGGCGAUGCUCUCCGAUCUGGUCAAAGGCAAUUUCAUCAACGUCCUGCCGAUGGUAAUUAUCGGUGGCUGGAUCAACUGGAUGUUUUCCGGGUUCGUAACGACCAAAGUUCCAUUCCCGCUGACGCUCCGGUUCAAGCCAAUGCUCCAACGUGGAGUCGAAUUGGCAUCCUUGGACGCUGCUUGGGUGUCGUCCGCGUCUUGGUAUUUCCUGAACGUCUUUGGUCUGCGGAGCAUUUAUACGCUAGUUUUGGGGGAAAACAAUGCAGCGGAUCAAACGCAGGCAAUGCAAGACCAAAUGUCAGGCGCGGCCGUUGCGAUGCCUCAAGACCCCAAGGCAGCGUUUAAGGCCGAGUGGGAGGCGUUAGAAAUCACUGAAUACCAAAGUGCACUGAAAGGUGUCGAAGCUGAAAUUCUGGCAAAUAUUAACUCAUCCGAGGGCGCGACGAUCUACCACCAGAGCAAGACGGACGACGCGUACCAUAGAAGCUAGACGAGAAAUUACGGUUUUGUAUUGUUUUCUGAUCGUUGUUUAGGUUAAACAUUUUUUCCUGUCCUGGAGGAGUCAAUAUAUUUAUGUUAGAGGGUUUGUUUCCGUCUCAAUAAAUUCGCUACGAAAUCUGGA
Molecule: messenger RNA, 1007 nt
Organism: Hermetia illucens (black soldier fly)
Lineage: Eukaryota; Metazoa; Arthropoda; Insecta; Diptera; Stratiomyidae
Gene: EMC3
Product: ER membrane protein complex subunit 3
Exons: 2
Coding region: 90-875 (261 amino acids)
Biological process (GO): protein folding in endoplasmic reticulum
Cellular component (GO): EMC complex; membrane
Source: RefSeq, a predicted model, not a curated record